This is a messenger RNA of Labeo rohita (rohu), 3142 nucleotides long. RefSeq names its product enoyl-CoA, hydratase/3-hydroxyacyl CoA dehydrogenase (gene ehhadh). Bases 276 to 2435 code for a protein of 719 amino acids. Gene Ontology annotation, molecular function: (3S)-3-hydroxyacyl-CoA dehydrogenase (NAD+) activity; NAD+ binding. The transcript is spliced from 7 exons. Gene Ontology annotation, cellular component: peroxisome. Gene Ontology annotation, biological process: fatty acid beta-oxidation. NCBI's taxonomy places the organism in Eukaryota, Metazoa, Chordata, Actinopteri, Cypriniformes, Cyprinidae. The record is from RefSeq and is a predicted model, not a curated record.
AUUCGCUUCCGGGAAUGGAAGCGCUGUCUCUGGCGAUGACCAGGUUUUGAGUAACUUUUUAACUUUUUAUUUUUUUUAGCAAGGCAAUGUUUUAUACUCACAGUGAAAGUCAACUGUCAUGGAAGAUCCGUAGGACAUAAACGUGUCCUGACUUAAAGACACGCUCAAAUAAUAAGAGUGGGUGUGAUUGCACUGACGCACUGAAUUUGCUGGUGACAAGAUCCAAAGUCCUGCAGUUCUUUUCAACUCACAACAACACCGUCCAGCUCAACAAAAUGGCCCGAUAUGAACUUGUUAAACGAUCAGUUGCUCUGAUCACUCUUACCAACCCACCAGUCAAUGCAUUAAGUUCCCCAGUGCGUCAUGCCAUUGCAAACAGCAUGGAACGUGCCCUGAGUGACCCAAAGGUCAGGGCUGUGGUCAUCUGUGGAGAGAAUGGAAGAUUCUGUGGAGGUGCUGACAUCCGUGAGUUUGCCGGGCCUUUAAGAGGACCUCCGCUGAUACCUGUGUUGGAAGCCAUAGAGGCAGGAGACAAGCCUGUUGUUGCUGCCAUAGAGGGGAUGGCUCUAGGUGGAGGCUUUGAAUUAGCCCUAUUCUGUCACUACCGUAUUGCACAGUCUAAGGCACGUCUUGGACUUCCAGAGGUGACUUUGGGCAUCCUGCCAGCUGCAGGGGGAACACAGCGUCUUCCCAGGCUCAUUGGCAUUCCUGCUGCUCUAGAAAUGAUCACAACUGGCCGCCAUAUCUCCGCGCAGGAGGCUCUGAAGCUGGGCAUCGUUGACCAGGUCACAGAUCAAAAUGCUUGUGAGACGGCUCUGGAGUUUGCCCUGAAAGCUGUAGGCAAACCGCUGUCUCCCCGGAGAGUGAGCACGCUGACCACACCCUGCCCUCCAGAUCUGGAUGCUCUCUUAGAAGCAGCUACCAUGCAGGUUAAAAAGAAGACUCCGGGAGUGAUGGCACCUUUGGCUUGUAUUCAGGCAGUGCGGGCAGCCGCUACAAUGCCUUACAGCAAGGGAAUGAAGCGGGAGAGUGAACUGAUGGCCACUCUUUUCAACUCCGGCCAGGCCCGGGCUCUUCAGUACUGCUUCUUUGCUCAGAGGACUGCUGGGAAAUGGACUCUACCCAGUGGAGCGCAAUGGAACAACAGCAAACCCAGAGAGAUCCGGAGUGCAGCCGUCAUUGGUCUGGGUACUAUGGGAAGAGGCAUUGUUGUGUCUCUGGCACGUGUGGGAAUUUCUGUCAUUGCUGUAGAGUCAGAAAAGAAACUCUUGGAGAAUGGCAGACAGAUGGUGAUUGGCAUGCUGGAGAGAGAUGCCAAAAGACGAGGCGUGAGUGCCUCUCUUAAUCUCCUUAAAUUCACCCUCAGCUUACAGGACCUGAAGGAUGUGGACCUUGUUAUUGAAGCAGUCUUUGAAGACAUGGCACUUAAGAAGCGUGUUUUCCAAGAGUUGUCCAAGGUCUGUAGACCAGGCACUCUGCUCUGCACCAACACCUCUGGAUUGGACGUGGAUGCUCUGGCUGGUGUGACCGAUAGACCGCACCUGGUGGCUGGGAUGCACUUCUUCUCACCUGCACAUGUCAUGAAGCUCCUAGAAGUUGUCUGUGGGCCUCGUUCCUCAAGUGAAACCAUCGCUACAGCGAUGAGCCUUGGGAAGAAGAUGGGAAAGGUGAGCGUCGCUGUUGGAAACUGCCCUGGUUUUGUUGGAAACCGCAUGCUGAAGCCUUACCUGGAUCAAGCCACCUUCCUGCUGGAGGAGGGAGCCACACCUGAACAAAUCGACAAGGCUCUGGAGGACUUUGGUUUUGCGAUGGGAGUCUUUAGGAUGUCUGAUCUUGCAGGCCUUGACGUUGGUUGGAGAGUCCGGAAGGAAUCUGGAUUGACUGGGCCCGACGUGGACCCAAAAAAUCCCCCACGUAAGCGCCAAGGACGUAGGUACUGUCCCAUUCCAGACAUGGUCUGUGAGCAAGGCAGGUUUGGGCAGAAGACAGGUCGAGGUUGGUACAAGUAUGACAAACCUGGAGAUACGAACGCAAAACCCGACCCACUGAUUCAGAACCUUCUUGAGACGUACAGGAGCAGGUACGGGAUUCAACCACGCAACAUCUCAGAUCAGGAAAUAAUCGAGAGAUGCCUUUUCGUACUGGCCAACGAGGGCUUCCGUAUCCUGGAAGAUGGCAUGGCUGCCCGACCCGAGGAUAUUGAUGUCAUCUAUCUGUUCGGUUAUGCCUUUCCAAGACAUCGAGGUGGUCCUAUGUUCUACGCCAGCAUGGUGGGCCUGGAAAGAGUGCUGGAGAGGUUGGAGCAUUAUCACCAGGCCCAUCCUGAUGUGCCUCAUUUGGAGCCCAGUGCGUUGUUGAAAAAGCUUGUGGCCUGUGGCAGUCCUCCUGUUCAACAAUGGAGAGAGCAUAUCAAAACAAUGCGCAGCCAUCUCUGAAAGCACAAUAUGCCAAAUCUCUUCAUUUUUAAAUGCUGUUAUUAAUAAAGAAAAUACUUUCUCACCUCUUAACUCUGUCUCGUCAGCUCUCAUUAUGUCCACCUGAAGAGGUUUUCAAGAGGUUGUCUGUUGUAUUUUUAACACUUCUUAGAAGCAGAUGUCUUUAGUUUUGGCAGAAAGCCAAAUAAAUCCAAACAAAUUACCUUCUUUCGUUUUUGCACAGCUCUGGUCUCAUGCCCCAUUGGUGUUUCAUUUACCCUGCUGUCAAAAUGCAUUAGAAAAGUGGCAUUUUUUCUUUAAAGGAUUCAUGGAUGAGAGGCUUCUCAGAUGCUUGCAGAUGCUCAUAAGUUCACAACAACCUACAUUCUGUGUACACUACUAAUCAUAUGUUUGAGGUCAGUAAGAUUUAAAAGGAUAGUUCACCCAAAAAUGAAAAUUCUGUCUUUAAUUACUCACCCUCAUGUUGUUCCAAACUUGAAAGACAUUCGUUCAUAUUCAGAACACAAAUUAAGAUAUUUUUGAUGAAACCCGAGCACUUUCUGAUCCUGCAUAGACAGCAACGCAACUACCACAUUCAAGGCCUAGAAAGGUAGUAAGGACAUUGUUAAAAUAGUCCAUGUGACAUCAGUGGUUAAACCGUAAUGCUAUGAAGCUACGAGCAUACUUUGGUGCAUAAAGAAAACAAAAAUAAAAACUUCAUUCAACAA